AUGGGAGAACGCAAAAACCUAAACAAGUACUACUCGCCAGACUUUGAUCCGAGCAAGAUACCUCGACUCCAGAAACCAAAGAACCAGCAGAAAAAGAUUAGGUUUAUGCUACCAGUUCGUGUUCGAUGUAAUACAUGUGGUAAUUACAUGUCACAAGGCACCAAAUUCAAUUGCCGUGAGGAAGACGUCAUCAACGAGACGCACGUAGGCAUUGAAAUAUUUAGGUUUUACAUCAAGUGCAUAAACUGCUUGGCAGAGGUGACAAUUAAGACCGAUCCAAAGAACCAUGGUUAUACUGUCGAAUCAGGUGCAACUAGUCUUUAUAAUGGACACGAGGUUGAAGAGGAGAAGGAAACUGAAGAAAACGCAUUGGAGUGUUUAGAGAGGAGAAGUGUCGUAUCUAAAAGAGAGAUGGAAGUUAAAACUACGCUUGAUGAGCUUAAGUCUAUGAAGUCUAGACGAGCCUCGGUGAGUGUAGAAUCAAUGCUUGAGGCUUUGAGUAGAAGAAGAAAACAAGAAGAAGAGAACGUGGAGGAAGAGUUGCUCAUCAAGUCUAUAAAAUUUGGUAAGCGGAUCACUAGGGUUGAUGAUGAAGAGGAAGACAAAAACUAUGAGGUGUUUGAUGAGAAGAAGAAGAAGAAGAGUAAUAAGAGACGAGAUUUUGGUAAAUCUCGAACAAGACAAAUCUCUUGUGUUCGCUGUUAG
Capsella rubella is the source of this 705-nucleotide messenger RNA. RefSeq names its product coiled-coil domain-containing protein 94. The coding region runs from base 1 to 705 and encodes 234 amino acids. Lineage: Eukaryota; Viridiplantae; Streptophyta; Magnoliopsida; Brassicales; Brassicaceae. The record is from RefSeq and is a predicted model, not a curated record. Gene Ontology annotation, biological process: mRNA splicing, via spliceosome. Gene Ontology annotation, cellular component: U2-type catalytic step 1 spliceosome. The transcript has a single exon.